AUGACGAAGUACCUUGUCUUUGUGAUCGGGGCCCCAGGCUCUGGCAAAGGUAGCCUUUGCCACAAACUCAGAGAUGAUUUUGGCUACUCCCACUUGUCGAUCGGGGAUCAUCUUCGAGAGAUGGUUGCUUCCGAUAGUGACACUAUUUCCAAAGAAGUCAUGAAUUGCAUUGCCGACAACGAGCUACUAGAUAUCACGGACCUAGAACCAAUAAUGACUAGAGCUAUCAAUACCCUUUACUCUAACGGAGCUAAAGUGGUGCUUUUGGACGGCUUUCCGCGGGAAUUGAACCAGGCUCUCCAUAUGGAAAAGUGUUUCAGGGCCCCUGACCUGGUGCUACAUCUUCAGUGCGAAGAGCCUUUGGUUCAUCAGCGUUAUCUGACCAGAGCCAUCCCCGGACGUAACGAUACAACAGACGUUUUUAAGAAGAGAUACAAAGAGUUCGUUAGGCUCAACAGUCCGAUCCUUGCGGAAUAUAAUCAUAGGGGAAUUCUUGUCACGGUCGACUCAAGUGGUGAUGUUAAUGCCACCUACCAGAAACUGUUAUCGGCACUUAGGGAGACUGUUCUUGAUCCCGACCGUGACAAUUAG
Messenger RNA from Pseudovirgaria hyperparasitica, 591 nucleotides. Its product is annotated as P-loop containing nucleoside triphosphate hydrolase protein. NCBI's taxonomy places the organism in Eukaryota, Fungi, Ascomycota, Dothideomycetes, Acrospermales, Acrospermaceae. Gene Ontology annotation, cellular component: cytoplasm; cytosol. The transcript has 3 exons. Gene Ontology annotation, biological process: nucleoside triphosphate biosynthetic process. Gene Ontology annotation, molecular function: AMP kinase activity; ATP binding. The coding region runs from base 1 to 591 and encodes 196 amino acids. The record is from RefSeq and is a predicted model, not a curated record.